Trypanosoma conorhini is the source of this 885-nucleotide messenger RNA. RefSeq names its product putative zinc finger protein. Gene Ontology annotation, molecular function: metal ion binding. The transcript has a single exon. Bases 1 to 885 code for a protein of 294 amino acids. NCBI's taxonomy places the organism in Eukaryota, Euglenozoa, Kinetoplastea, Trypanosomatida, Trypanosomatidae. The record is from RefSeq and is a predicted model, not a curated record.
AUGGGGGCCAAUGGAUCCAAGGAAGAUCACUGGCAGAGGGACUCCGAGGCUCCCUCGUGUCAUGGGUGUGCUGUCACCUUCUCGCUUAGUACACGACGUCAUCACUGUCGCAAUUGCGGGUAUGUGUUCUGUAGGAACUGCUCGAACUGUACUCGUACCAUUCCAAUGCGCGGAGUCCAUUUGCCCGUACGGGUGUGCACCGAUUGCUUCCGCACAUUAUGCAACGACGGUAACGGCGUUUUUGUCGCUGGGGGCUUGGGUCGGGGUGGUGAGUCUAUGCACCCCGGCAUGGGCGACGGCAGGGAAGCAAGUUUCCUGGAGCAAGGCUCACAGCUGAACACGAGCACAACGUGGAAUGGGGAGGCUGCUUACGAAGACAGCUAUUUUGUGGGGGCUGGGGGUGGGGCCCCGAAGAACGCCGAUGGAGGUUUGAGGGAGUUUGAUGCCUACUACGGAAGCCACCCGCGAGCUGCGGAGCACCUAACACACACCCACGUAGAGGACGAUAAACUGAACUCCCAGGUGGAGAAGGAGCGCCUUGUAAGUCGCUGGGAGGAGGUUCGCCAGCAUGCUCUAUUCACUGAUAUCUUGCUACAGCAGGUGGAGAUCGUGGAGGAAAACACCGAGGUGGACUAUUUUCGGGAAGUCGGCGACAUCAAGGUCCAACCCGAGCAUCCUGAUCUCCUUGCAGUCAUGUUCCCAUUUCCAGAGGCCGAGGAGGGGAACGCCAAUUUGUUGAUGGAGCCUGUUGAUCCACGUAUACCAGAACUGCCGGGGGCAUGCGAGGGCGUCAAGCAGGAUUUAGGGCAACUGACAACGAUGCUUUUCAUACCUCCCGCGAAGUCGAUACAAAGAAGCGACUCAAGGCUGCUGCGGCAGUGCUAA